This is a messenger RNA of Geodia barretti, 2464 nucleotides long. NCBI's taxonomy places the organism in Eukaryota, Metazoa, Porifera, Demospongiae, Tetractinellida, Geodiidae. The record is from the annotation of a GenBank genome assembly.
CAAAACACCGUUUUUUCUGUUCCGUUACCUGCUCGUUGUCCCUCUUUAGCGAGCAUUUACUAAGAGAUCUGAGGUAAAAUAUGCAGUUGGUGACAGCAAUGACGCGGUUCAUGGUGGCCGGCGGAUUCGGCGCGCUCGUCAACUGCGCCCUCGCCAACUACUUCACCACGCAAGUGGACCUCCUCCACGAGAUAUUUCUCCACCCCGUGGCCGCCGCAGGCUUCUUCAAGACCCUUCUGUGCGGAUUUUUCGGCGGGACUCUGCUACUGCUCGUGUGGCAGUUCGUCAAGGUGCGGAUGGUUCGCUACCUCUUCCAGUGCAACGGCUGGUUCCUACACCCGAAACGCCCGUUGAAUAAGAUAUGGCUACUGUUGGUGAUAGCUCUUCUGGGCCGAAAAGACAAGGGCUCCAUGCAGUACCAAGACUAUCUCCCUUCCUAUCCGCUGCCCUCGCUCAAGGAAACCUGCAACAAGUAUCUGAAAAGCGUGAAGCCACUGCUGAGCAGGGAAGACUACCAGGAGACGGAGAAGGCAGUUCAGAAGUUUAUCAAGAAAGAUGGAAGGAGGCUUCAACUUAUUCUUAGGCUCAGAGCAUUCCGAAACCGAAACUGGCUGAAUGAGUGGUGGCUGGACUAUAUCUACAUGAAGCAGAGGACACCCAUAUGCUUCAACUCCAAUUACUUUGCAACUGGAGGAAAGGUUCUUCUAACAACUUCUCAACUGGACCGAGCAGCCAUGAUCAUUUAUAGCACCACCAUGUUCUUUGUCAAGCUAAGAAAAGGUGGACUUGAAAACCCACGAGCUGCCAAUAUCGUCCCAUUCUGUUUGGACUGCCACCAGUAUCUGCAUGCAACAGUCAGAGAGCCGGGAGAAGAAAUCGACAAAAUAGUCAACUACUUUGGUGCAGAGCCACUAACCCAUUUCGUAAUUAUUAGGAGAGGCAAGUACUACAAGCUGCAGGUUCUCUCAGUAGGCGGCCAGGUUCAGUCACCUCUGGGAAUCAGACGAGGUCUGGAGAAGAUCAUGGAAAUGGCAGGAGAUGAUGAUGAUGAAAGUGGGGUUGCUUCAUUUACUGCACUGCCGCGGACUCAGUGGGCCAAGAUUCACGGUCGUAUGAAGGAGAAGGAGGUGAACAAGGAGACACUGCGGACCAUUGGUUCCUCCAUUGGUCUAAUUGCCCUUGAGACACAGGAUAUGGACAACGAUGACAUUGAAAAGCAAGCCAAGUUCCUGUUCCACGGAGAUCUCCAUAAUCGCUGGUUUGACAAAUGCAUCACGUUGUCCGUUGCCUCUUCGGCCGUCGUCGGAGCAAAUGUCGAACACUCUGCCCUCGACGCUACUGUUGCAGGUCAGAUGUGGGAAUAUGUGAUGACGGAUGAAGAAUACGACGAGAGAGGGCGAGUCAUCGAACCAUUCCGGAAUCAACGUGCCUUCCCGGUUGCCCCGCCCACUCAUCUCCAGUGGGACCUGAAUGGACUGGAGGAAGACUUGGAGCACUCGAAGGCCCACCUCCGUCAAAUGAUCGCGGACUCUGACCUCGUUGUGAUACAGACAUACGGGAAGGCUGUCCCCAAGAAAUGCCGACUCAGUCCCGACGGCUGGUUCCAGAUGGCUAUGCAACUGGCUCAUUAUCGGAAGUACAACGAAAAUGUCCUUACUUACGAAUCCGCCACGACAAGGCUCUACUACAAAGGACGCACAGAGACCAUUCGUCCAGUGACUGAGAAAUCUGUCCAAUUCUGCAAGGCCUUUGAUGACAAGAGUGUGCCCCCAGAAGACGUCAAGAAAUAUCUAAAGGAGGCUACUGAUCUGCAGUGUCGUUACAAGAUGGAGGCGAUGCGAGGACUCGGAGUGGACCGCCAUUUGUUUGGACUCUACUGCGUUGCCAAGGGAACCAACACUGACCCUCUUCCCGACCUCUUUACUGACAAGGCGUUCAAUCUCAGGUUCAACCUCUCGACCUCGCAGACUCCGGUACGGACCACGGACCGAUGGCGACUGGAACGCUCGUCAGUGUGUGGUGGGUUUGGAACGGUGACAGACAAUGGAUACGGCGUGUCGUACCUCGUCUACGACGACUACGUGACAUGGAGUGUUCACAGCAAACGCUCAAGCCCGCGCACCGACUCACAGGAGUUUGCAGAGUGCAUCAGACAAGCCAUGGACGACCUGCGAAGGCUUUUUGACGCCUGAUGCACACUACAUUCCAACUCAUCCACAUGCAACACAAUGUACAAGACACACAGCAGAGCAGAACAAAAAACAGUGUAGUUGUAGAUUGAUGGACACAACAAAAGAUCCCCUUAAUUUAAUUUUUUGUAUAAUUAUACGUGCCUUAGCUUUUCUAAAGCAGGCCUGCGCCAUACUGCGCAUGCGCCAAAGAUUGCGCUUGUGCGCAGGACGGCGGUACAAAAACGUCUUGUAGACCGCAACACACUUGUGUGGUGGAAAGGAUGGCGGAAAGA